Messenger RNA from Cynocephalus volans (Philippine flying lemur), 1982 nucleotides. RefSeq names its product lipopolysaccharide-induced tumor necrosis factor-alpha factor homolog. NCBI's taxonomy places the organism in Eukaryota, Metazoa, Chordata, Mammalia, Dermoptera, Cynocephalidae. The record is from RefSeq and is a predicted model, not a curated record. Bases 32 to 517 code for a protein of 161 amino acids. Gene Ontology annotation, biological process: regulation of cytokine production. Gene Ontology annotation, molecular function: zinc ion binding. The transcript has a single exon. Gene Ontology annotation, cellular component: cytoplasmic side of late endosome membrane; nucleus; cytoplasmic side of lysosomal membrane.
CGGCUCGACAGGCGGCGCGGGCGGCGGUAAAAUGUCGGUUCCAGGACCUUACCAGGCGGCUGCUGGGCCUUCCUCAGUGCCAACUGCCCCCCCAUCCUAUGAAGAGACGGUGGGCGUCCACAGUUACUACCCCACGCCUCCAGCACCUGUGCCUGGGCCAGCCACGGGGCUUGUGACGGGCCCGGAUGGGAAGGGCAUGAAUCCUCCUUCGUAUUACACCCAGCCGGGGCCUGUCCCCAAUGCCAACGCAAUUGCUGUGCAGACUGUCUAUGUGCAGCAGCCUGUCUCCUUUUUCGACUGCCCUGUCCAGAUGUGUUGUCCUUCCUGCAACAAGAUGAUCGUGACUCAGCUGUCCUAUAAUGCCGGUGCCCUGACUUGGCUCUCCUGUGGGAGCCUGUGCCUGCCGGGGUGCAUAGCAGGCUGCUGCUUCAUCCCCUUCUGCGUGGACGCCCUGCAGGACGUGGACCACACCUGUCCCAACUGCAGAGCUCUCCUGGGCACCUACAAGCGUUUGUAGGACUCGGCCGGACAUGGAGGGAGCCGUGUGCAGCAGGAAGUCCUUUCUGACUCAUCCAGCCCCACCCCUGGUGGAGGUUCUGCUCCGGUGGUCUCAUCUCUCCAGGGGUCCAUCUUCAUGUCUUCCUUUGGGGGGAAAAUAUCGCAAAACUAACAAACCUCUAAACCCAGAAAUUGCUGCUUGGAGUCAUCCAUGGGACAUGCAAAGACAUUACCCUUGAGUGUUGGCUCAAGGGUCUCCCACCUACCCGUGACCCUAAGUCAUACCAUCUAACUGUGAUCGUAACCCCAUCUGAAACUUCCUGUGAUUUGCCAUUGGCCGGCUCCUUUUCCUGCCUCAGUGGGCCUUUCUGGUGGUGUCCAACUGAGAAGCCACAGUUGCCUUAUUUUUGAGACUGUUCUGACCCAAACCCAGCAGGAUUUGCCUUUGGUGCCUGCCAUCUUUUCCAUCUGUUCCCACCCCUGAUGACAAAAGUCUUGCCUUAUAGACGUUAUGGGCUUGGCUCUUAGGUUCUGUAACUGCAGAUUUUGUUAGCACACAAACUACUUUAAUUUCUUAAUUUUUUAAAAAGUACAAGGGGUGGGGGGCUGUUAACACUCAUCAGACACAUAUCCAUGAGGUCAUAAACACAUGCUAGAAAAACAGGCCUGGAUCUUACUAUGGGUAGGCCUUCGCUUGUUUCUUUGUGCCGGGUCCUCAGCACCACUUUCCAUGAAGGGAUUUUUUUCUCAUAGAGUAAUUCUAUUAACAGCUUUUAUGACCUCCUUUUGGUUUUAAACACUUGGAACAUAAUUUUGGAAGGAGGGACAUACAGAACCAUUUUCUGUAACCAUAUGAUUGUUAUCAUUUUCCCAUUUGCCAACUUGCUCCCACUUUUUUGUUUUAACAGAAAAAGAAAGGGAAAAUUUCAUCCACUUCCUUUAUCCACCUGGGUUUAAUGUGGUUCUUAAAAACCUCCAUAAUGGAACUCUCCAAGUGGAACCCCUUUGGGGUUCCUGGUGGUGUGUUUGGAAAGAUGAGGAAAAGCAUGUUUGAGUAUUUCUGGGGUACCACGGUGCUGAGAAGCUUGGGAACUGAAACUGUUUCAAAGGAGUCUGACGUCUGAUUUUAUUUUUCAGAGAUACAGUUUGUUGUAUAACGUCAGCAGACAUGAUUUCUAGGACUCAAGCAGCAAGCCAAAUUCCUAUGUUGCUGCUGUGGUCUUUUGAAUCCAGACAAAGCCGAGAGUCCCCGUUUUGAUAGUAAAUUGGCACAGGGAACUCAUAUAAUAAUACAAUGUAGAAAUCAAGACUAGAUCUUGAACAAAAAUCUGUAUAUUGGUUGAAAAUGAUAGUUGUAACCCUUGAUUCCACUCCUUCCUUAGAUGUUUUGGAAAUUCCAGUAAGUAUUUUUGCAAUGAGUAUGGGUACUGCAUACUAUUUUGGUAUUAUCUGCUUUCAAAAAAAUAAAGCGGUUCACUCAGUGA